Molecule: messenger RNA, 582 nt
Organism: Penicillium manginii
Lineage: Eukaryota; Fungi; Ascomycota; Eurotiomycetes; Eurotiales; Aspergillaceae
Exons: 1
Coding region: 1-582 (193 amino acids)
Source: RefSeq, a predicted model, not a curated record
AUGUCGUCUCCAGGCCAGCCUUCGCGCCUGAACAAGUGGUGGCCCAUCGGCUUCUUCAUCGCCGCCAUCAUCUGCUUCAUCAUCGGCGGUGCUCUGGUUGGAGUCUGGUCAGCCAACUCCAUCAAUGACUGCUCUUACAGCUCCUACUCGUCCUACUACUAUUCCGACUACUCAUGUACUUCAACGAACAUGGGCGAGUUCUGGGGCGGCGUCGCUUUGUUCGUCAUCGGUGGUGUCUGCAAGCUCACGGGUUGGGUUCUUCUCAUUAUCUUCUGCGUCAAGCGCAGCCGCAACAACCACACCACCGUCACAUACGUCAAUCACCCUCCUGUCCAGCAGCAGCAAUUCCAGCAGCCUUACGCUGCUCCCCAGCCAGUCUACGCUCCCUCCCACCAGAGCGCCCAGUUCACUCGCUCCCCUGGCUCCCCGGGUCCCGUGUACCCCGAGAUGGCUAACUCUUCUAUCUCCGGUACUCCCCCUCCCAAGGAGGCUGGUGCUACUGCCACUGCGUUCAAGUACUGCCCUCAGUGUGGAACUGCUGUUUCCAGUCGUUUCUGCCCUCAGUGUGGAGCCCAAUCCUAG